AUGCUCCGCUCUGACUCCUACGAUCCGCAGGAAGAAGCGUACGAAGGCGGCAUGCCGUUCGAAAUGACGCAAGACGCGGAAACUUCGGGAAACGACGGUCACGUGACAAAGAAGCACUACCAUUCGUGGGCCAACGUUAUACCAGACAAGCAAGGCCUGUACGACCCGGAAUACGAGCGCGACGCGUGUGGUGUUGGUUUUGUCGCGGACAUCAAGGGUGCUCCCUCACACAAAAUCGUCUCCGAUGCGCGCUAUCUGCUGUGCAACAUGACCCACAGAGGUGCGGUGUCCUCCGGAGGCAACGGUGACGGCGCGGGUAUUCUGGUGGGAAUCCCGCACGAAUUCAUGCGCCGUGAGUUCAAACUGGACCUCGGAAUCGAAAUUCCGCCCCGCGGCCAAUACGCCGUGGGUAACUGUUUUUUCAAAAAAGACGACACGGGCGGCAUCCACAACGCCUGCCGCACGUUCGAACAGCUCGCUGACUCUGUCGGCCUUACCGUGCUAGGCUGGCGUUCUGUUCCUCGCGAUUCGUCCAUUUUAGGUGCUGUCGCGCUCUCGCGCGAGCCGGCGAUUCUUCAGCCCAUCGUGGUGUUGUCCGAGGCGCACGCCGCCGGCAAGACCGAUGGACUUUUGUCUGAGUCCGAAUUCCAAUCACGUUUCGACGUCAAAUUCCAGACCCAACUGUACAUCUUGAGAAAGCAGGCUUCUGUUGCCAUUGGGCUCGAAAACUGGUUCUACGUCUGUUCCUUGAACUCCAGAACAAUCGUGUACAAGGGACAACUAACGCCAGACCAGGUUUACAAAUAUUACCAUGACUUGACCAAUGCUCAUUUCGAGUCUCACAUGGCGCUUGUGCACUCUCGUUUCUCGACCAAUACCUUCCCCUCGUGGGACAGAGCUCAGCCUCUGCGUUGGAUCGCCCACAAUGGUGAAAUCAACACGUUGCGUGGUAACAAGAAUUGGAUGCGUGCCCGUGAAGGUGUCAUGGCCUCCGAAACCUUCCAGGACCAAUUGGACAAACUGUAUCCAAUUAUUGAGGAAGGCGGCUCCGACUCCGCUGCCCUAGACAACGUGCUAGAGCUUUUGGUUAUCAAUGGUGUUCUAUCCUUGCCUGAAGCGAUCAUGAUGAUGGUACCCGAGGCUUAUCACAAAGACAUGGACUCAGACCUGAAGGCGUGGUUCGACUGGGCUGCAUGCUUGAUGGAGCCUUGGGAUGGACCAGCUUUGCUCAAUUUCACUGAUGGCCGCUAUACCGGUGCAAUGUUGGACAGAAACGGAUUGCGGCCAUGUCGUUAUUACAUCACUUCCGAUGACCGCGUUAUUUGUGGUUCAGAAGUUGGUGUCAUUCAAGUCGAUAACUCACUUGUUAUUCAAAAGGGUAAACUAAAGCCAGGUGACAUGUUGUUGGUUGACACGCUUAAGGGUGAGAUGGUGGACACCAAGAAGUUGAAAGAGUCCUUUGCAAAGAGACAAGACUACAAGUCUUGGCUCUCAAAGUUAAUCAAAAUGGACGACCUACUCAAAAGAGCUGCAAAGCUUCUACCAUCCAGCUUUUUGCCCGAAAAGACGCAACCACUUAAGGUGCAGCAGGACCCACGUCUCAUGGCACACGGUUAUACCUAUGAACAAAUGUCAUUAGUUUUGGUGCCAAUGGCUCUCGGAGGUAAAGAGGCGUUGGGUUCGAUGGGCAAUGACGCCCCACUUGCAUGCUUGAAUGAGGAUCCUGUCUUGACUUACGACUAUUUCAGACAACUGUUUGCGCAAGUGACAAAUCCUCCGAUUGAUCCUAUUCGUGAGGCCAAUGUUAUGUCUCUAGAAUGCUACGUUGGCCCACAAGGCAAUUUGUUGGAAAUGCAUCCAUCUCAAUGUGACCGCCUGCUUUUGAAGUCGCCAAUUCUGCAUUGGAAUGAGUUUGAGGCUAUCAAAAACAUCGAAAAAAUCCAUCCUAGCUGGUCUGUUGCCGAUAUCGACAUUACUUUCGAAAAGUCUCAGGGGUUGCUUGGCUACACCGCUACUAUCGAGCGCAUCACACAGGAAGCUUCGGAUGCUAUUGAAAAUGGCAAACGUAUUUUGAUGAUUUCCGACAGAAAGAUGGGUAGCUCGCGCCUAUCGAUUUCAUCCUUGAUCGCUGUAGGUGCUAUCCAUCAUCAUUUGAUCAGAAACAAGCAGCGUUCGCAUGUCGCGCUUAUUUUGGAAACCGGAGAAGCCAGAGAAGUGCACCAUUUCUGCGUUCUUUUGGGUUAUGGUUGUGAUGGUAUUUUCCCAUACCUUGCCAUGGAAACUCUGGUUAGAAUGAAUAACGAGGGCCUUGUCAGAAAUGUCGAUGAUGACAAUGACAAGGUGGACGAUGAGACUUUGCUAGAAAACUACAAGCACGCUGUCGAUGGUGGUAUUUUAAAGGUUAUGUCUAAGAUGGGUAUCUCCACUUUGGCUUCUUACAAAGGUGCGCAAAUUUUUGAAGCUUUGGGUCUGGACAACUCGGUGGUAGAUCUGUGUUUUGCAGGCACCGCAUCGAGAAUCAAGGGUGUGACAUUUGAAUACAUUGCUCAAGAUGCUUUCUCAAUGCACGAGCGUGGGUUCCCAACUCGCUUCACUGUCUCUAAAUCUGUCAAUUUACCUGAGAGUGGUGAAUACCAUUGGAGGGACGGCGGAUCGAAGCACAUUAAUGAUCCCACGGCCAUUGCCUCCUUGCAAGAUUCUGUUCGUAACAGAAAUGAAGACGCUUGGCAGAUGUAUGUUAAGAAGGAAAUGGAGGCCAUUAGGGACUGUACAUUGAGAGGCUUGCUGGAACUCGACUUUGAGAACUCCACAUCUAUCCCUCUAGAACAGGUGGAGCCAUGGACUGAAAUCGCAAGACGAUUCGCGACGGGCGCUAUGUCAUAUGGUUCGAUCUCUAUGGAAGCUCAUUCCACUCUCGCUGUUGCCAUGAACAGACUUGGCGCAAAGUCAAACUGUGGUGAAGGUGGUGAGGACUCAGAGAGAUCCAUUGUUAACACGAACGGUGACACGAUGAGAUCAGCUAUCAAGCAAGUGGCGUCUGCGAGAUUUGGUGUGACAUCUCACUACUUAUCUGACGCUGAUGAAAUUCAAAUCAAAAUCGCUCAAGGUGCUAAGCCGGGUGAAGGUGGUGAGCUACCAGCCCACAAGGUUUCUAAAGACAUUGCUAAGACCAGACACUCUACACCUUAUGUUGGUCUCAUCUCUCCUCCACCUCAUCAUGAUAUCUACUCUAUCGAGGAUUUAAAACAACUCAUUUACGAUUUGAAGUGCGCAAACCCACGGGCUGGUAUUUCUGUCAAACUUGUAUCUGAAGUCGGUGUUGGUAUCGUUGCGUCUGGUGUUGCCAAGGCAAAGGCCGACCAUAUCCUAGUGUCUGGCCAUGAUGGUGGUACCGGUGCGUCCCGGUGGACAGGUAUCAAGUAUGCCGGUUUGCCAUGGGAAUUGGGGUUGGCGGAAACACAUCAAACCCUAGUUCUAAACGACUUGAGAAGAAAUGUCGUGGUUCAAACUGACGGUCAAUUGAGAACUGGUUUCGAUAUCGCCGUUGCGGUUCUCCUCGGUGCUGAGUCGUUCACUUUGGCAACCAUUCCUUUGAUUGCGAUGGGAUGCAUAAUGUUGAGAAAAUGUCAUUUGAACGCUUGUGCUGUUGGUAUCGCUACUCAAGAUCCACUCUUGAGAGAAAAAUUCAAGGGUCAACCAGAACAUGUCAUCAACUUCUUCUUUUACCUCAUUCAGGACUUGCGGAAGAUUAUGGCGAAGCUCGGAUAUCGUACCAUCGACGAGAUGGUUGGUCACUCCGAGAAACUAAGAAAGAGGGACAACGUAUGCACAAAGGCUAUUAACAUUGAUCUGUCACCAAUUUUGACCCCGGCGCACGUCAUUCGUCCACAUGUGGCAACGAGAUUUACUAAAAAGCAGGACUUGAAGUUGCACACACGUCUAGAUAACAAAUUGAUUGACGAAGCAGAAAUUACUUUGGAUCGCGGUCUACCUGUUAACAUUGAUGCUACCAUCAUAAACACCGACCGUGCUUUGGGCUCAACGUUGUCUUAUAGAAUUUCUAAAAGAUUUGGAGAGAAAGGAUUACCUCAAGAUACUGUUGUGGUUAAUAUCGAGGGCUCGGCUGGACAAUCUUUCGGUGCUUUCUUGGCUUCUGGUGUUACCUUUAUUCUGGAUGGAGACGCCAACGAUUACGUCGGAAAAGGUCUAUCCGGAGGUAGAUUGGUCAUCAGACCACCUGAGGGCUCUAAGUUCAAGAGUGAUGAAAACGUUAUCAUUGGUAACACCUGUUUCUAUGGUGCGACUUCGGGAACCGCUUUCAUCUCGGGGUCCGCUGGUGAGCGUUUCUGCGUCCGUAACUCAGGUGCCACGAUUGUUGUCGAGAGGGUGAAGGGUAAUAAUGCCUUUGAGUACAUGACAGGUGGAAGAGCCGUUGUUCUUUCCCAGAUGGAGUCUCUAAAUGCUUUCUCUGGUGCUACUGGUGGUAUUGUUUACUGUCUCACUUCUGAUUACGAUGAUUUUGUGGGAAAAAUCAACUCUGAGUCCGUCGAACUACAAGGUUUGAUAGAUCCUGUUGAAAUUGCAUUUGUCAAGAAUUUGAUUCAAGAGCAUUUCAAUUACACUCACUCCGAGUUAGCAGAAAGAAUUCUCGGUAAGUUCAACCACUACUUGAAGAACUUUGUUAAGGUUAUCCCGUCAGACUAUAAAAAGGUUUUGGAGAAGGAGGCUGCGGACAAGGCGAAGGCCGAUGAAAAAAACAUCGCGACUUUCCUCAAGAGAUUCAAUUCCGGAACGGAUUUGAGCGCCGACGCCACCAACGGAGAAGUUGACGAACUACGUUCUGCUAAGAUCAAAAAAAUUAACAAGGUCAGCCACAGGAAUACCUUGGCGGAACCAAAGGUGACUGAUUUAGAGGAUGCUGUUCAAGAUGUUAAUCAGUUGGAGAAGAAUGUCGAAAAAGUGGAGAAAAUUCGCGGUUUCAUGAAGUAUAAACUACGCCACGAGUCUUACAGAAACGCCAAGACAAGGACAAAGGACUGGAAAGAGCUUUCCAGUUGCGUUACCAAGAAGGAUGCGAAGUACCAAACUGCAAGAUGCAUGGAUUGUGGUGUGCCUUUCUGCAGCUCUGACACUGGCUGUCCAAUUUCCAACGUCAUUCCAAAGUUUAAUGAGUUGGUUUUCAAAAAUCAAUGGAAACUUGCCUUAGACAAACUCUUAGAAACAAACAACUUUCCUGAGUUUACUGGUAGAGUCUGCCCAGCACCUUGUCAGGGUGCCUGUACUCUUGGUAUCAUUGAUGAUCCAGUUGGUAUCAAGUCUAUUGAAAGACUCAUCAUCGACAAUGCAUUUAAGGAAGGGUGGAUCCAACCAAACCCACCUGCUGUUCGCACAGAUCGUCGUAUCGCGGUUAUCGGUUCUGGUCCAGCAGGUUUGGCUUGCGCUGACCAACUCAACAGAGCAGGCCAUAAUGUCACAGUCUAUGAAAGGGCCGAUCGCUGCGGUGGUCUCUUGAUGUAUGGUAUCCCUAACAUGAAAUUAGACAAGUCCGUUGUCCAACGUCGUGUUGAUCUUCUGGCUGCUGAGGGAAUUCAGUUCAUUACCAAUACAGAAAUUGGCAAGGAUAUCUCUAUGGCUGAGUUGAAGGCUGAGAACGACGCUGUUGUAUAUGCAAUUGGAUCUACAAUUCCAAGAGACUUGAGGAUUCCAGGUCGUGAAUUGAAGAACAUUGAUUUUGCCAUGACGUUGCUUAAGAACAAUACCCAGGCUCUGCUAGACAAAGAUUUGAGUGCUAUUCGUGCCCAAGUGGAGGGCAAAAAAGUCAUUGUCAUUGGAGGUGGUGACACUGGUAAUGACUGUCUUGGAACAGCUGUCAGACACAACGCGUCUUCGGUUCUCAACUUUGAACUACUUCCACAACCUCCUGCCGAGCGUAGCAAAGACAAUCCUUGGCCACAGUGGCCCCGUGUCAUGAGAGUCGACUAUGGUCACUCUGAAGUUAAGGAGCACUAUGGUAGAGAUCCUCGUGAAUACUGUAUUUUGUCAAAGGAGUUUAUUGGCAACGAGGAAGGUCAAGUGAAGGCUAUCAAGACAGUGAGAGUUGAGUGGAAGAAAUCGCAAUCGGGGGUGUGGCAAAUGGUGGAGAUAGCGGGCAGCGAAGAAAUAUUUGAAGCUGACAUCGUUCUCCUGUCCAUGGGAUUUGUCGGACCCGAAUUGUUUGAAGACCCUAGUGUUCAGAAGACGAGAAGGGGAACCAUCGGCACUGUCAAUGAUGCGUCUUACUCGACUGGCGAUAACAAGGUUUUUGCCGCCGGUGACUGCAGGAGAGGCCAAUCUCUUAUUGUAUGGGCAAUUCAAGAAGGCAGAAAAUGUGCCACUGCGAUUGACAGUCACUUGAUGGGAACCACCAAUCUGCCUGGAAAUGGUGGUAUUGUGAAGCGUGACUACAAACUUUUGGAAGAGUUGGCUUCCACCGUCUAA
Messenger RNA from Lachancea mirantina, 6477 nucleotides. NCBI's taxonomy places the organism in Eukaryota, Fungi, Ascomycota, Saccharomycetes, Saccharomycetales, Saccharomycetaceae. The record is from the annotation of a GenBank genome assembly.